AUGAAAUUUUCAUUCUUGAAACAUAAUUUAACUGAGCUUAUAGGAAAGGUAGAACAAUUAGAUUCUCCAAGCUCUAUAAUAAAGAAAUUCGGACCAUUCCUUAUGUCUAGUUUAUUUAAUCAAAAACUAUAAGAAAGCCAAGAAGUCAUUAAUUAUAUGGAGAAAAACAUUGAUAAAAGUAUAUUCAUUCGAAAUAUUACACAUGAUCCUCAUGCUAAAAAUUGGAGAAUUAACUAUAGAAAAUCGAUUGAAAGUUUAGCAUGUUCAAUCAUAGUUGAUAAUCAAAAUAUCAUUGAUAAGCAUUACGCGACAACAAUAAAAGAAGAAUAAAUUACUUUAGCAGAAGCUCUACCUUUAGUAUAUACUUUGGUUAUUUAAAAAUUAAAAAAUUGGAAUGUCACAAAUGAAUAAGAUGUUUUAUAAAGAUUAAAUCAAUUACUUGUUACAUAAAAACAGGAGCAACAAUAAAAAAUGAAUAUUAACAUUCUUUAUCAAAAAUAUUUCCUAUCUGAUCUUGGAUUAUAUUAUCCAGAGUUGUUAACUUAUUCAUAAGGUAGGAUCUUUUGUACAGAAUUGCCAUUAGAUUAUUUUAUUGGAGAGUUAAAUAUUGAGUACAAGGAUUUUUUUAUAGAAAACAACAAUUUAGUUGAUUUAAAAAUUGGUGAUUCAGCUUAUGUAUUCAUGUAUCCAGAUGAAUUUGAAAAUUAAUCUAUCAAAGCUUUUCUGUUAAAAUAUGGGAGAAUCAAGAGAUUGCAAGAGUUGUAUACUAAUGUUCAUGUUGUUUGGUGUUAUAGAGGAAUGAAAAAAAAAGAGUUAAUUGAUGCCAUUGGUAUCUGA
This is a messenger RNA of Paramecium sonneborni, 837 nucleotides long. The record is from the annotation of a GenBank genome assembly. Lineage: Eukaryota; Ciliophora; Oligohymenophorea; Peniculida; Parameciidae.